AUGAAGGGAUUAACGCUAUUUGGGUCAAGACUGCCAUACCUUAAAUACGUUGCUGUAGUGUUGACCGUGUUGGUAAUAUACACCCUCACGCAAGGAGCUACACUGUACACGAACAUCAAUCAAGAAGUCCAGAAACAACAGCAACCACAACAACAGGCGUCAAAGCCUAGUGUCGAAGAUGUACAAAAGUUUCAUGAUCAAGUGCUUCUGAAUGUGCAGGGUGAUGCUGAUGGAGCCGGUCCGCUUAGUGAGGACGAGAGGAAAGCAGCCGCUGAUGAGGUGAAAGAAUUUGCCCAGGACCACAAGGGCCCAGUUCAAGAUGCUCGUCCUCUUAGUGAGGACGAAAGGAAAGCAGCCGCUGCUAAAGUCAAAGAAUGGGCCAAGGGUCAACAGGGUCAACAAGGGCAAGAUAAGCCUCAAGAGAAUUUAGCAGCCGACAAGCCAAAAGAUGAAUCGUCGCAACUUGUUGCCUCGAGUGACACUAAAGUUAAAGCUACAUUUGUGACUCUUGCUAGAAACAAGGAGUUAUUUGACUUGAUCAAAUCAAUCCGAGUGGUUGAAGAUCGAUUCAACCGUAAAUUCAAUUACGAUUGGGUGUUUUUAAAUGAUGAAGAGUUUACCCAAGAAUUCAAAGACUUGACCACGGCUAUUGUUUCCGGUAAAACCAAAUAUGGAAAGAUCCCCACUGAGCAUUGGUCAUAUCCAGAAUGGGUCAAUUUGGAUAAAGCUGCCGAAUCGCGUAAGAAAAUGAAGCAAGCCAAUAUAAUCUAUGGAGAUUCAGAGUCAUAUAGACACAUGUGUCGAUUUGAGCUGGGGUUCUUUUGGCGUAAUCCAUUGUUGGAUGACUAUGAAUGGUACUGGAGAGUUGAACCGGGUAUUGAAAUCAAUUGUGAUUUGAAUUAUGAUUUGUUUAAAUAUAUGCAAGACAAUGAUAAAGUGUAUGGAUUCACUAUAUCAAUUCAUGAAUUUGAGAAGACCAUCCCUACAUUGUGGCAGCAUACUAAAGAUUUCAUUGAAAAGAACCCACAGUAUGUGGCCAAGGACAAUUUCCUUGAUUUUAUCAGUGACGAUGGUGGCAAGACAUACAACUUGUGUCAUUUCUGGUCCAAUUUCGAAAUUGCCAAUUUAAAUUUUUGGCGUAGCGAUGCCUACAGAGCCUAUUUCGACUAUUUAGAUUCCACAGGUGGGUUCUUUUAUGAACGAUGGGGUGAUGCUCCCGUGCAUUCUAUUGCCGCCGCUUUAUUUUUGCCCAAGUCCAAGAUCCAUUAUUUCGAAGAUGUGGGGUAUAGGCAUCAUGUCUAUGGCCAAUGUCCAUUAAAUCCACAAUUUAGAUAUGAGCAUAAAUGUUCGUGUAAUCCUAAUGACGAUUUCACAUUUAGAGGAUAUUCGUGUGGGAAAAAGUAUUAUGAAAAGAUGGGAUUGACUAAACCGGCUGAGUGGCAACAAUAUCAAUAA
This is a messenger RNA of Lodderomyces margitis, 1455 nucleotides long. RefSeq names its product alpha-1,2-mannosyltransferase KRE2 (gene MNT2). NCBI's taxonomy places the organism in Eukaryota, Fungi, Ascomycota, Pichiomycetes, Serinales, Debaryomycetaceae. The record is from RefSeq and is a predicted model, not a curated record. Gene Ontology annotation, molecular function: alpha-1,2-mannosyltransferase activity. Gene Ontology annotation, cellular component: membrane; Golgi apparatus. Gene Ontology annotation, biological process: cell wall mannoprotein biosynthetic process; protein O-linked glycosylation; protein N-linked glycosylation. The transcript has a single exon. Bases 1 to 1455 code for a protein of 484 amino acids.